This is a messenger RNA of Nakaseomyces glabratus, 918 nucleotides long. RefSeq names its product nucleosome assembly factor ASF1 (gene ASF1). Gene Ontology annotation, cellular component: nucleus; chromatin. Gene Ontology annotation, biological process: DNA replication-dependent chromatin assembly; nucleosome assembly; nucleosome disassembly. Lineage: Eukaryota; Fungi; Ascomycota; Saccharomycetes; Saccharomycetales; Saccharomycetaceae. Gene Ontology annotation, molecular function: histone binding. The record is from RefSeq and is a predicted model, not a curated record.
AUGUCAAUUGUAUCGCUAUUGGGUAUAAAAGUGCUGAACAACCCGGCUAAGUUCACUGAUCCUUACGAGUUUGAGAUCACUUUCGAGUGUUUGGAGCCAUUGAAGAAUGAUCUGGAGUGGAAACUGACCUACGUCGGGUCCUCGCGGUCGCUCGAGCACGACCAGGAGCUGGACUCUAUCCUGGUGGGCCCCGUCCCUGUCGGUGUGAAUAAGUUCGUGUUCACGGCGGACCCGCCUUCCGCUGAGCUGAUCCCGGCCAGCGAGCUGGUCAGCGUUACUGUGAUCCUGCUGAGCUGCUCUUACGACGGCAGGGAGUUUGUGAGAGUAGGCUACUAUGUGAAUAACGAGUAUGACAGCGAAGAGCUGAGGGAGAACCCUCCACAGAAGGUGCAAGUGGACCACAUCGUGAGAAACAUAUUGGCAGAGAAGCCAAGGGUGACGAGAUUCAACAUUGUAUGGGAUAAUGAAAAUGAAGCUGACAUAUACCCACCUGAGCAACCAGGCGUAGAUGAAGAAGACGAGGCCGAGGAAGAAGAAGAAGAGGAAGAAGAAGAAGAAGAAGAAGAAGAGGCUGAAGACGAAGAAGAAGAAGUCGAAGUCGAUGUAGACGGAGAAGUCGAUCUGGAAAACGAAGAUGACAAGACCGACAAAAUAAUAGAUGGCGAAGAGGCAGAAGAUGACGAUGAUGGCGAAGAGAUCGGCGAUGAAGAGGACGAGGAUGAUGAGGACGACGAAGAAGGUGACGCCCAGACGGAAACUGCCGCCCCAAAUGAUAAAACUACAGACACCGAAAAGGAAGUACGAUUGCAUGAUAGAGAUGAAGACGAAAAAGCUGAUUCUUCAAAGAAGCUGAAAACUGAGAACGAUACAGCAAAAGAGCCGGACACUGCUCCAACACCACAGGACUCUACCAAUUAG